This is a messenger RNA of Blumeria graminis f. sp. triticale, 1950 nucleotides long. NCBI's taxonomy places the organism in Eukaryota, Fungi, Ascomycota, Leotiomycetes, Helotiales, Erysiphaceae. The record is from the annotation of a GenBank genome assembly.
AUGGAAGCUAACAUAUUAGAUCUUGCAAGGCUAAUUACGACAUUAACUGUUCAUAUACAACGUAUCAGACCUAACAAUGAACUGAGAAAACUGGCUGGUAAAUUUUCCAAAAUCUCCUCGGAGAUUAUGCUCGAUGGACGUCAUCUCACAGAACUUCAAUCUCUCGUCAAUGCUAUUUCACAAUACCAAGAUGAAUCUGAAGUAUUCAAAAUUGCGAUUGAACUUGUCGAAAAAUUAGCAGAUCAACCAAGUGGCAAUCAACGUAGUGACCGCAGUGAUCGAUUAACUUUGACACCCGCACCCUGUCCAUUUACAUUCACCCGAAGUGCUUCAGAGGCAAAAGAUUUUAACAAAAAUGUCACUUCUAUGACCGCAGCAUUAAGGAAUGAACUUUAUAAAAAUGUAAUUGUGGAUCUGGACAAUUUCUGGACGGAGCUUUUCCUCGAUAAAUGCCCGAUGAGGGGUACUGACAACGAUUACCAGGCCGACUUCCUCACAAAGAGAAUCGGGUCUUCCAAUGCUCAAAGUAAGGUUCAUCAAUGGAGUGAUGUGAGAGUACUGGGUGAAUUUACGAAAAAGAAAUCUUCAGGUCAAAGGAACGAAAAGUUUUAUCAGCUAUCUAGACUUGCUCUCCAAGUGUUUUACACACAGCCACUUCGUCAUUUCGUACAUGGAUUUACCGCGUUCAAAUCAAAUUUUGAACUGUGGGUGUUUAAUCGCUCGGGCGCAUAUAGCUCGGGCUUAUUCAACAUCGAAGACGAUAAAGAAAAGCUAGUGAGAGCGAUCUGUUCAUACCUUUUGAUGAGUGAUCAAGAACUAGGUAUUGACUCAUCUAUUGAAAAAGUUAAUGGACGCUCUUCGGUAUCAAUUUAUGAUGAGAAACAGAAGGAGACUAGGAAGUUUGACAUUAAUCCGAAUCCUUUUUUCAUGGUGGGUACCAUAGUCACUCAAAUCGACUUUUUGCAACAUGCCCAUGGAAUAGAUGGCGUAGUCGAGUAUGUCACGGCAGACAUAAUCUGUACCAUAGGUGAUCAUCUGAAGAACCUCAACUUCAGCAAUGCGAAAUAUUUGAAGAUGAUGGACUGCAAUCCUCUUAUCUGCAUGGCUGAAGGUGUAGAGGUACCUCGGACUCCCCAGUUGAGAGAUCGAGAACUUCGCAGAAUAGUUAUCUCACCUCGUGGCCAUAGUCUUCGUUCCAGUAAAACGAUUAUGGAGUUUCUUGUUGGCAUCCGAGACGCAAUCGUGGCACACCGCCGUCUGUAUGUCGAAAAGAAAAUACUUCAUGGUGACAUCUCUGACGGUAACAUCAUUCUAGCAACUGUAGGUGGUAAAACUCAAGGGAUAUUGAUCGAUUUGGAUCACGCCGAAAUGGUCGACCCACCACCAGGCAAAGAUGACAACUUGUUCUUGACUGGUACUAUGCAGUUCAUGGCACUUGAGAGGCUACAAUCCGCUGCAAAUCGUGGGGAAACCAUAGCUCGCACGUUUCAUCACGAUCUAGAGUCGUUCUUUUAUGUGUUCAUUGUAGGAUGCAUAACAUAUGAACGCAAAAAGAAUUCAAGGGCGGUGAUUGGACUGCAGAUGUGGCACACUGACAACAUCCAGAGUAAUUACGAUAUAAAGCAAGCAGCUAUUUCGAGAUUUAAAGAAAAAAUUCUCGAUAACUUCUCCACCAAUUUCGUAGUCUUUAAGGCUUUAGCAUCUGAACUCCGAACGAUACUAUUUGGAGAGCUUGGAGAUGAAUAUAGCGCCCCUGAAGAUUAUGAAGCCGAAUAUGAGAAGAUUAUUAAGGCAUUCAGCAAUACCAUUGAAGAUCUAAGAGGUAAGAUCAAUCAAUUACUACACAAUUACUACACAAUCACUGUUCCCUUAAAUGAGAGUCUAGCUAACAUUCUCAAUUAUUUAGAUGGGACAAUCGAGAAUAAAUUGUUGGCUAGAGGAACAUCAUGA